AUGGACGCGGUAGCGCUGAAUAGGGGUCGCUCGACAUUUGAAGGGCUUCCUUCCGAGUUGAGGCUUGCUAUCUAUGAAGAGGUCUUCCAGGGGGCUGAGCUAUACAUCACGGGUGUCAGUGCCCACCUGUGUGAGAGAUAUGACGACCUCUCGCCGCAUCGGCUUGUCACCAACACGGACACCUCACUCCUACUCACUUCUCAACUUGUUUGUCAUGAGGCCUUGGCCGUCCUCAGCGCCUCUACUUUGUUGAUCGUCGAGCAGCCUCUUGGGCGCCGUGAUCCCUUUGAAAACAUGCCAGAUGCAUUCCUCACCAAGAUCAAAGCUAUCAAGGUUCACAUCGACGCGUUUGUCCACAUUGACAGACGUCGCCUUCCAGCACUGCAGGACGUGCAUCUCAUCCACACAGCGGACAGCCCAAUGAGUCUCCCAGAUGUUGUUCGAUUCAUUCACUGUCAAGACCAAGACUGUGGGGGUAUGAUGGACUUUGUUGACGAACUGAUGUCAGAUGUGCUCAGUUGGAAAUGGAAGCUUAGCCAAUAUGCUUUCUUGGGUGAACAGGAGGGCUUUGCUGUCAAGACGACGGCCUUGUGGGACUGCUAUGCCAAUGUGGAAGCUGGAAUUGUUGAAUUCGACUGCUCCAAGGGGACUGUGAUCAAGAUGAGAGGCUUCAUUGGCGAGCAUGAAACCUCUGUCGACGAUGGAGACCAAGCAGCAAAAGACUGGGAAGCGUGGAGCGGGCUUUAG
Molecule: messenger RNA, 747 nt
Organism: Fonsecaea erecta
Lineage: Eukaryota; Fungi; Ascomycota; Eurotiomycetes; Chaetothyriales; Herpotrichiellaceae
Exons: 2
Coding region: 1-747 (248 amino acids)
Source: RefSeq, a predicted model, not a curated record